This is a messenger RNA of Gracilinanus agilis (Agile Gracile Mouse Opossum), 2332 nucleotides long. It is a transcript of the gene CBX4, whose product is annotated as chromobox 4. The coding region runs from base 207 to 1793 and encodes 528 amino acids. NCBI's taxonomy places the organism in Eukaryota, Metazoa, Chordata, Mammalia, Didelphimorphia, Didelphidae. Gene Ontology annotation, biological process: negative regulation of DNA-templated transcription. The record is from RefSeq and is a predicted model, not a curated record. The transcript is spliced from 3 exons.
UGGGCUUGUGCAUUUAGAGUUUGGUUUGCAGAGAACUCGUGGGGUUGGGAGGGGGGUGCUGAGAGGUGGAGAAUACCAUUGACUCUUGUGCCUACAAAACCUCCUCCUCCACACACACCCCAGCAGCCUUAGUUUCAUUAAGAUAAAGCAGGGCCUUAUUUGUCGUUCCCCUUCCUGGCAGCCACAGAGGUGGAUUAUUUCUUCUGAUGUGUCUCCCUCCCCCCUUUCCCUUUGCAAGAUAUAACACGUGGGAACCUGAGGAGAAUAUCCUGGAUCCCAGACUGCUGAUCGCUUUUCAGAACAGGGAGCGGCAGGAGCAACUGAUGGGAUAUCGGAAGAGAGGGCCGAAACCUAAGCCACUGGUUGUACAAGUGCCCACCUUUGCCCGAAGAUCCAAUGUGCUGUCUGGCCUUCAAGACUCCUCAGCAGACAACCGCUCCAAGCUGGAGCUGGGCUCCCAAGGGAAGAGCCAAGGUCACCAAUAUGAACUCAACAGCAAAAAGCACCACCAGUACCAGCCUCAUGGCAAGGAACAAGGAGGCAAGCCACCAUCCCACAGCAAAAGCGGCAAAUACUACUAUCAGCUCAAUAGCAAGAAACAUCACCCCUACCAGCCCGAUCCUAAAAUGUACGACCUUCAAUACCAGCCUAGCCACAAGGAGACUUCCAACCCCACCUGCCCAGACUUGGGGACCAAGAACCAUCCACCCGACAAGUGGGCACACAGCCAGGUGUCGAAGGGUUAUCUAAGUGCAGUGAAGCCCUUAGUCAGUGGGGGCGGGGCUGGUGUCAAGGGCUCCGAGAAGGGCCAGUCCAAUGGUGUCACUCCCCAGCCCAAGGAGGCAGGGAUACCCACCGGCAAUGGGAUCGGGGGCAAGAUGAAGAUAGUCAAGAAUAAAAAUAAGAAUGGACGCAUAGUUAUUGUCAUGAGCAAAUAUAUGGAAAAUGGCAUGCAGGCAGUGAAAAUUAAAUCAGGGGAGGGGAUUGAGACGGAGAGCCGCUCUCCUGGCCACACCAAGAAGAAGGCUGGGGAAGAGCGGCAUACCAGUGCGGAUAGGACUUUGAAAAAGAUGGCUGGGACCAAUGAGAAAAAUCCUGAUCUGCCCCUUAAAAGGCGAGAUGAGGACUCCCAAAUUGGGGAAGAUGAGGAGGCCCAGAUCCAGGAUUCUGACUCCCGCAAACCCUCCCCAGCUAAGGAGGCAUUCUCAGAUCAACCCCUACAACUCACCACCAAGCCUGACUCGUUAGCCUGGGAUUCCACCCGGGGCUCACACCCACCUUCUUCCUUUCACCACCAUCACCACCAUCACCAUCACCACCAUUCAGUGGGCUUAAAUCACGCUAACUCCCGCAAGCGUUGCCUCUCAGAUUCCCACGGUGAUCGGGAGCCCUGCAAGAAACGACUCACAGCCCGUAGCAUCAGCACUCCCACCUGCCUGGGUGCCAGCUCUGUAGCUGAGCGGCCAGCCGACCUGCCCAUCGCCUCCUCUGCGGCCGCCGCCCUUCCCCAGCCCGAAGUCAUCCUCCUGGACUCAGACCUGGACGAGCCCAUUGACUUGCGCUGUGUCAAGUCGCGCUGCGGGACUGGGGAACCUCCUAGCCCUCUGCAGGUGAAACCUGAGGCGCAGGCUACUGUGGUAUCGGCGGCGCCAGCCGAAAAGCCGCCGGCUGAGGCGCGGGACGAACCCGAGGAGCCACUGACGGAGUUCAAACCUUUCUUUGGAAAUAUAAUUAUCACUGAUGUAACAGCGAACUGCCUCACUGUCACUUUCAAAGAGUAUGUGACUGUGUAGCUUUGGGGUGGCGUCGAGAAGGGGCGCUCUGCCUCUGCUAAGGGGCUUGGCUUGCGUGGACUGGGAGCCUGAAUCCCCCAUCUUUCUGACCACUGGAGAUUGAGGGUCUGCACUUACAGGCAGCGAACCCCAAUAAACCCUAGUGACCCUGUCCUUCAAAGUUCAUCUCCUUGAUCCAGACAGGAGGCACUAAUCUCUCCCCCACCUUUUCAUCCCUCUCCCAAACCACGCUGCACUGCAGGGGGAAAGGGUUUGGGGGAGUGGAGGGAAUCCUGAGCUUCCUUCCACCCGGUGCCUAUAAGGGCUAUCCCUCUGCUCCCCCUCGCAACCCCUAUCCCCAACCCGGAAGCUGCUCCCAGCCGCUUCCACCCGGACCUCGGAUACUGACAUGACAGCCCUGCGGCUGUCUCAGAGUUAUAGUAUUAUAUUUUAACCGUGCUAACUUGUCAAGUGCUGACUUUGCUUCCCUUUGUACGUGGUGUUAUUAUUGAAAUGUAUUGUUUGAGCUCAAAAUCCCCGACCACCCUAUCGGGCUGAUG